UAUAUAUCCCACAAUCCUUUGACUCAUGGCGGAUUUGUUGUUGUGACGGAAAGUAAUGUUUGUUGGAGUGUUGUGAAUAACUCUCUAUUAUAGUUAAGAACAUAAUCUAUUAAUAUUGCUGACCACGCUAUACGCAUACCGCCUUCUUUAAUUUCUUGUAAUUAUUGUGCCAAAAAGGAUGCCGUCAAUCAAGCUACAGAGUUCAGAUGGAGAAAUUUUUGAAGUUGAUGUGGAGAUUGCAAAGCAGUCAGUCACCAUCAAAACUAUGUUAGAAGAUCUUGGAAUGGACGAAGAUGAAGAAGAACCUGUCCCUUUACCAAAUGUUAAUGCUGCCAUAUUAAAAAAAGUUAUACAGUGGUGUACAUACCAUAAAGAUGAUCCUCCACCACCUGAAGACGAUGAAAAUAAAGAAAAACGAACAGAUGACAUUUGUUCUUGGGAUGCAGAAUUUCUUAAAGUUGAUCAAGGAACACUUUUUGAACUUAUAUUAGCUGCUAAUUAUCUGGAUAUUAAAGGUUUAUUAGAUGUUACAUGUAAAACAGUAGCUAAUAUGAUCAAAGGAAAAUCACCAGAAGAGAUUCGUAAAACGUUUAAUAUUAAAAACGAUUUUACUCCAGCUGAAGAAGAACAGGUUCGAAAAGAAAAUGAAUGGUGUGAAGAGAAGUGAUUGGUAGCAAUAAAUAUACCCUCAAUUGUUCGAUAGAUUAAAACAAACUCUUAUUAUAGAAGUGAUAUCCAACCCUCGAAAAAAGGACAGAUUAUAGUUCUGUGAAAAGUUAAACUUCUAGAUAUAUUCGAAUUAUAAAUUUACUUGUUUUUAGUUUUGCUUGUAUGCUAGCUAGAAAGAAGGUAACUCAUUAAUGUCCCUUGCCAUCAUUUAAUUUCGGAAAAAAUGUUUGGCUAUGUCUUUAUGGCUAAACGGUUUCAUCUGUUUUAUAUUGUUCAUUGCCGUAUCUUAGAAAGAAUUAUUGAAGUCUCAAACCAAUUGCCUGGUAUACAGGAUUUCAUUUUAAUUUUAUUUUGUAUGGUUGGUGUGAAAAAGAAUUAAACUGUUUUAAAUUG
Messenger RNA from Patella vulgata (common limpet), 1062 nucleotides. RefSeq names its product S-phase kinase-associated protein 1. The coding region runs from base 179 to 667 and encodes 162 amino acids. Lineage: Eukaryota; Metazoa; Mollusca; Gastropoda; Patellidae. The transcript is spliced from 5 exons. Gene Ontology annotation, biological process: SCF-dependent proteasomal ubiquitin-dependent protein catabolic process. Gene Ontology annotation, cellular component: nucleus; cytoplasm. Gene Ontology annotation, molecular function: cullin family protein binding. The record is from RefSeq and is a predicted model, not a curated record.